GUCAGCUGUCGAGAAGGGAAAAGUCCCGUGUUUUUCCCCCGAAGACGAUUGUCCAGAAUGGAACCAAACAUCAGCAAAUAUUUCGCCAAUGAUCCGCCCAGCUGCUUCGAUAGCCUUACCGUCGGCGACCGAUCGAAGCGGGACGCGGCUGCUGUGUCGGAGCCGUACCUUUCGUACGACUAUCUCCUGAACAGUGCCAUGGCUGCGAAACCAGCGACGAAUGUGCCGGACAAUUUGCGCGACCUUUGGGAACCACCGAGGAUCGUGCCCGGAGUGCCACCUGCCAAUCUUACCAUGCCCGGAGUGAGUGUUGCCACCGAUUUGACGGAUCCGGUCCAGGAAGCGGUGGGUUUGCUGGUCGACACGAAUGAGGCGCAGCAACGGAAGCUGCUGUUGCCUGACAACGUAACACAAGACGAACGAGGACUGCGCGAGCUCAUAGAGAAUGGUUGUUUCCGUUCGGCCGUUAACCUGACCGCCCGUUUGCUCACGAUCAAACAGCAGGGCUUCGGUCACGCAGGGCACCCGGUGAAGCACAGCCCCAAUUCGUUGCAGUUGUGGUUCACGCGUUUGGCACUGCUAAUAAAGCUCGGCCAGUACGAGAUCGCCCGCGUAGAGGCGGAGCCGUUCGGAUCGCUCAGCAAUCCGGAUGUUUUCUACGAGUUCUACCACCCGGACAUGCACAGCGAUCGGAAGGGAUCGAUGGCUCCAUUUUCUUUCCGCCUGCUGCUAGCCGAGCUUCCCAUCUACCUGGGUGCGCCCCGUGUAGCUCUGGACCGUCUCACGGAGCUGCUGGCGAUCGUCAUUCAAAUCAAGGUAUACUUCGAUCGUGCCGGUGCUCCGCACGCGAAAGAGGCCCAUGAGCUCUGGUCGUCGAGGGAAACCCGUGUGUUACAUUCCAUCAUUAACUGUUCGCUGGCCGUGAAGGAUUUUGGCUUGGCCGAGCAGCUUCUGAACCGUCUGCUCGAGGACCAGACAAUGGUGUUGAUCUCGCGACGCACCCUUAUCUCGGCCUGGGGCCGUAUCCGUCUGCAGUGUGGUGAUAUUGUAGGGGCGGAGAAAAAGUUCGCAGAAGCCCGGCGGCUAAAGGAAGAUAAAUGUUCAGAGGUGCCCGAUCUCAUCGACCGUGGGCUGCUGGCGGUCGCUCAGAACGACUUCCAGAGUGCUUUCGAGCUGUUCCAAAAGGCGUCCGUCGAGGCUCCGACCAACACGAUGCUGCACAACAAUAUGGGCGUUUGCUUGCUGUACGCGGGCAAGCUGAAGGAAGCGAUCGCGCUGUACGAGGCAGCGAUCGAGCGCAACCCGAAACCCUGCCUGAACGAGUCCUUGUUGGUGAACUUAUCGACCCUGUACGAGCUGGAAUCGAACAACGCGAAGGAGAAGAAAAUCAACCUGCUAAAGUUGGUCAACCGGCACCGGGCCGAUCUUACUGUCGGGCUUGAUGUGUGCCUGAAACUGCAGACGAUCGUUUAGAGGAAUGUUCUUUUACCCCAGAGGCAAAUAUAGCAAUAACAUU
Anopheles bellator is the source of this 1516-nucleotide messenger RNA. RefSeq names its product trafficking protein particle complex subunit 12. Lineage: Eukaryota; Metazoa; Arthropoda; Insecta; Diptera; Culicidae. Gene Ontology annotation, molecular function: protein binding. The transcript is spliced from 3 exons. The coding region runs from base 58 to 1473 and encodes 471 amino acids. The record is from RefSeq and is a predicted model, not a curated record. Gene Ontology annotation, cellular component: Golgi apparatus; TRAPP complex.